UCUCAAGCCUGUUUACAUUCCCCAGCCGCACACGCAGUGCCAUGCGGGGUAGGACGUGCUUGUCUGAGCUCCCUUCCGAGUCCUGUUCUGAACUAGAAUGACUGUCGCUUCUACUAAAGCAUCCAUCUGUCCCCAUGUCCCAAGGAUGAACAGCUCAGCGCAAUGGCCGGGUGCCUGUGAUGGCGCCCCCUGCAGGGCCCAGUGCCAGAAACGCCGCUGCAUGUCCGCUGUGGAGCAGGGCUCCUGCCCGGAUGGCGACCCGGAGGCUGACUGGGAGGUGGAGGAGGAGGGAGACCGCUUCCUGGGUGUGCCGUUGCGGAGGUUGUGCAAACUGAGGUCCUCCAUGCACCCGCCGGAUUCCUUCCGGCGCCACAGCUGGGAGCCAGGCAAGGAGCUGCAGAGUGACCCAGAUUACGACCAACUGAGCGUGAGUUUGAAGGAGCUCGACUCCACCACGGGGCAGCUGGAUGAUUUCUCCCGCCACCGCAGGGACCCCCGCCGGGCCCCCAUCAUCCGUAGCAAUGAUGAGCUGGAAUCCCUGCUGUCGCAGGAUGAGGAGGAGGAGGACCUGGAGCGGGCUCAGAAAUGGCUGCUGAUGGUGAAGGCCUGUGGCAGCGACGCCCGGGUCGCAUGUCUCUACAUUCCUAGAUCCGUGAGUUUGAAGGAGCUCGACUCCACCACGGGGCAGCUGGAUGAUUUCUCCCGCCACCGCAGGGACCCCCGCCGGGCCCCCAUCAUCCGUAGCAAUGAUGAGCUGGAAUCCCUGCUGUCGCAGGAUGAGGAGGAGGAGGACCUGGAGCGGGCUCAGGAAGAUGCCAGGAGGCUGCAAGCGUAUCGGACCGGGCAGCACCCUGCCUCCAGCGCCCUCUCCAAGUCCAUUUCCCUGAGCGGCAUCGACAGCUUCCCGAAUGCGGAUGAAAUCUCCCUCUUCGCUUCUGGAACGGACCUCGCCAACGGCUUUAAUGCCGGGAGCUACGGACAGCUGGACACCACCGGGGAGGCUGGAGACCAGGAGAGCCAGCACCGAGAGGGGAGCCCUAUAGGACGAACCCUGAGCUUCUUCAGGAAGAUGACGGGCAAGUCAAAGAACAAAGAGAAGAUGAAGGAACGGGAGAAGGACGGGAAGGAGAAGGACGCCCGCUACACCAAUGGGCACCUCUUCACCACCAUCACCGUCUCCGGCAUGACCAUGUGCUUCGCCUGCAACAAGAGCAUCACGGCCAAGGAGGCGCUCAUCUGCCCCAGUGAGUAGCCCUGCAUUGGCGCGCUGCUUGUUCUCCAACCCAGUCCCUUCCUCCCUCCACCCGCACCAGCACAUGCUCCUCCUCUGAGACCCACCUGCUCUUAUCUCCUCCCCUUGUCCAUCUUGCUGUUCUACUUCCCCCUCUCACUCCGUGUGUCUGCUUCAUUCGUCCCCUUCUCCUCCCAACUCCAGCUCCCCUGUGUCUCUCCUCAUAUUGAGCUUCACCAUCUCCACCGUCUGCCCCUUUACUCUUUCCUCCCAUUCCUAUGCUUCUCCCUCGUUCCUCCCCACCCCUGGCUUCUCUAGUCUCUAUCUCAACCCCCACUCCCCCUCCAUUGCGGUCUCCUCACCAUCCCACUGCAUCGCAAUCCGCUUCUGGCUCAGGGAAAACAGGUUUCACUCUGGAGAGAGCAAAACCCUCCUAGCCAGGGCACGAUGCUGCUGGCGGGAAGGUGGCGGCAUGGGGGAGCGGGGAACCAAAAGAUGGGUGUUAGUGGCAGAGAAGACAUUUUUGUGUGCCCACCUAUAGCUGGAUGCAGGAUUGUGCCACCUUGGGGGGGCUCUUCCAGUCCCGUGCAUCCUGUAGAAAAGUGUGUUGCUUGUGCAAGAAAUCCGUGGUGUUCGCUGCGACAGGAUGGGGAGAGAUUUUAGGGCACGUAAUGGAUAAGCGCGGUAACAUUCCCAUCUUGCGUAUGGAGUAGCCAACCCAGUCCUGCUGUGGCUGUAGGACCACGGUUCUCUUAACUGUGGGUUGGAACCCCAAAGUGGGUCGCGACCACCCCCCCUUUGAAUGGGGUCACCAGGGCUGGCUUAGGGAUCAGCUUUGGGCCCCCUGCCUGGAGCAGUGGGGCUCAGGUUUUGCCCCCCUUUCUUCCCCAGGGCAGGCUUAGGUUUUGGUCCCUUCCCUGGGGACUGUGGAGGACUGUUUGUGGUCAGAAGGGGGUUGCGGUGCAGGGGCAUUUGAGAGUCCCUGCUCUAGGAAGGUUUGAUGUACUAACUCAUCCAGUUCAUUGCCUUGCCUGGGCAAUCGAAUGUCACGUGCUCUCUGCCUAUUGGAGACCCAGCGCUGUUCUUCAUGCCAGAAUCACUCCUAAUUGGGAAUCGUUGGGGGAGGUUCCCUGCAUCUGCUCAGUUAGUUUUCUAUUGAUCUUCCCUGCGGGAAAGGGGCAAGGUGCAGAAAGUCAGUGGGAUGGGACGAUCUUUGCUCUACCAGUGAGGUUGUCUGCUGGAGUUUGCCUGAGCAACAUCCUUUGCCUGCACUGCAGCCAUCUGGCCGCACAACUGUGUCUGUCAAGGAAUGGCGGGCGAUCCCUGAGGCACAGGUCUGUGCCGGCACAAGCAUCCAGUGUAGGACGAGGUAAUUCUGGCCAAGCUGCUCCUCCGUCCAGGGUAACUUUCCGCUCAAGGGAGGGGAUGUUUGGCUAGAUUGUUACAGUGCUAAAGAUGUGGUCCAGCUGUGUCCACACUAAGAAUACUUUGCCAGAGUGGUACUCCAGUGCAGCGCUGCUCGUGUAGACACGGCUCAGCUGGCGGCACUGGCAUGAAACUGAUCUACACCAGCCAAGGGGUCUGACCCCUUGACUGAUGACGCUGCCCUGUAAGUUUAGUCCAACGAUCAUGCAAUGGAUUUGUUCUCCAAAUCCUCCAGCAUUGGCCUGUGUGCGUGAUCAGGACAAGAGCGCCAUGGAGGAGCAGGGGACCUUGUGGUUGAGGGUGGGCCUGUGUUUGGAAAGGAUCAGUGCCUCGGCAGAACGUGUUUGGGAUGGCUUAUGAAUAAAGCCGGUAGCUCUGAGUGCGCGGGACCAGCCAUCAAGGCAAGUCCCAGCUGUGGCUGGGGGAGAGAAUGAAAUUCCAUCUCCUCGUUGUAUCUCAUUAACAUGAUGCCUUUCCGCAUCGGCGUGUGGGGGGAGGGAGGAGUAGGAGCAGAGAUUUCGUUCUGGAGCCAAAGUUUCUUCCUGGCUGAGUUUAAAAGUGCUGCUUUAUCUCCGUGUAGCAUAAAGGGAAGUGCUGCUUUGUGCUCUCUGUCC
Messenger RNA from Pelodiscus sinensis (Chinese soft-shelled turtle), 3270 nucleotides. The record is from RefSeq and is a predicted model, not a curated record. NCBI's taxonomy places the organism in Eukaryota, Metazoa, Chordata, Testudines, Trionychidae.